Tachysurus fulvidraco (yellow catfish) is the source of this 518-nucleotide messenger RNA. RefSeq names its product CD59A glycoprotein-like. NCBI's taxonomy places the organism in Eukaryota, Metazoa, Chordata, Actinopteri, Siluriformes, Bagridae. The transcript has 3 exons. The record is from RefSeq and is a predicted model, not a curated record. Bases 88 to 435 code for a protein of 115 amino acids.
GACACUAUUAAAAGGAGAUGUCAGAUCACUUGCUCACGACAGCCUGCUUAACCUCCACAACUCCAUCUACACCAACCUUCAUCUACAAUGAGGUCUCUAGUGGCACUCAUGUUCAUCUGCAUGCUUUUACCCAAAGCUGCUGUUGGCCAACUGAGCUGCUAUUCCUGUGAUCCCCCAAACUGCAAAACAUUUACUAAGAAGACUUGUGCUGAUGGAGAGGAUUCCUGCCUCAGUGCAACAGCCACUGACGGCAUGAAUAAGUUUACUUAUAAGACUUGUGCAAGUCAGAUGAAGUGUAUCCUGACUCAAGUUCUAGGAUUUACUCUUGAAGAUGUGAAGUGUUGUCAGACGAACCUGUGUAACGGUGCUGAGAUCUUCACACUGAGUUUCCUCCUCAUGUUUGUCCCUCUGAUCUCCUCCCUGCUCUUCUUCUGAGCUCUGAUAAAAAAGCAGACAUAAACUUCACUGUAACGUCAUGUAUAACAUACGUUCUGUCAAUAAACUUUGUUGGCUCAUAA